Messenger RNA from Westerdykella ornata, 1263 nucleotides. Its product is annotated as HET-domain-containing protein. The annotation marks the transcript as partial. The record is from RefSeq and is a predicted model, not a curated record. The transcript is spliced from 2 exons. Lineage: Eukaryota; Fungi; Ascomycota; Dothideomycetes; Pleosporales; Sporormiaceae.
GAGGAUCCAGCUGCGAAGCUCCCCAUCCCGCGAGUAUCGCUUGCAGAUAUCGGAUCACUGGAGCGUCUCGAAAACGUGCGGCAAUGGCUGAAUGAGUGCGUUGCAAAACACAAGCGAUGCCCUGAAAACGAGUCAGUUGAGCUGCCCACCAGACUGGUUGAAGUCUCGCCGCCGGACGCCCCCAAGUCUGCGCGUCUCCGCACCACGGGGGGUGAGACGGGAAGCUAUGCCACGCUCAGCUACUGCUGGGGUGGUCCACAGCCCUUCCAAACCGUCACGGACUCAUUCGCGGAUUACUCAACGACGCUCCCCUAUUCCAACCUGCCCAGGACCAUACUCGACGCGUUCGAAGUAACCAGGCGCCUCGGUCUCCGGUACAUAUGGAUCGAUUCCCUCUGCAUCAUCCAGGACGAUCUCGAGGACAAGAACCGGGAGCUGCCCCGGAUGCUCCGCAUCUACGAGAACUCGUUCGUCACAAUCUCAGCAGGCAGCGCAAGCUCCUGCAAUGAGGGUUUCCUAGACCCCCGUCUAGAUUCUCGCAGCCCACGGCAAUUGAGCGUGCGCAUCAACAACAACCAAAUCGGCACACUCGUCGUCGGCAAUCAGGAAGAAACUCUAGAAUUUAGCGACCACAUCAGCCAGCCGAUCAACAACCGCGCCUGGACACUCCAAGAGUCCUGGGUUGCUCCCAGACUCGUAGUAUUCGCCGGCCUCGCAGUCGUCUGGAAAUGCGCAUGCACCGGGUGGCACGGCGGACUGCCAAAAGGCCUCGGCAGCAUCGACGAUGACGACGGUGCACCGUACCUGGACUCUCUUCAGGCCGCUACCGCUCACGCCCACGUUCACAACUCCGCAACCCACCACGCCUGGCACGACCUCGUCGAGAACUACACCCGCCGCGCGCUCACCUUCCAAGGCGACAAACUCCCGGCAAUCUCGGCCGUGGCCGAGAAAUUUGCGCCCUUGCACGGCGGUGGUGGAGAUUACCUCGCUGGCCUGUGGCGCAAACACCUAGUAUUCGACCUCCUAUGGUACACCUCGUUGCCAUCAUCGGGCAAGGGUGGAGAGGGAGAGGGAGAGGCGCGGUUUACGAGCCAGGCACCGAGCUGGAGCUGGGCUUCUAACUCGGGGAGGAUCAAGUUCGCGGAUAAUUCGGCUCUGUACCUUCAUAUCUUGCCGUUGUGCAGCAUUUUGGAGUGUGGUGUGGUGCUCACGGCCGAAGGGGUGACGUAUGGGGCGGUGGUUGGGGGGGAGCUGGUAGUC